AUGUCCGGUGCAUCAUUAAAAGAUAAAAUUGAUUUCACUUAUUCGCAAUGGUAUGAAAAAUUGCGUUAUUCCAACUUUACGUCCGGAAUGGGAUUCUUCAUUGACGGCAAAAUGAAAUCAAUAAGUGGGGAAAUACCAUAUCAUUUUGUAAAUGAUCCCGAUGAUAUAUCUACCCAUAAAUUAAUUUCAAAAUUGUUCGCCGCGCUUAAAUAUUUUCUUGAACACUCCAAUGCAGGUUGGUUUCUAAGAAUAUGCGAAGAUACUGUAAUCAAUCUUGAUACAUUCCCAUUAUUUUUAAAAGAACUUAACGAAAAUUUUAAUCCAUAUCAAGAUUUUGUUAUUCAAGGUGCCUGCCUUGGAAAAAUCAAUACUACAUAUCUUCAAGGAGGCUCUGGCUUCGUAUUUUCCAGAAGAGCAGCUUAUCAAAUUUAUCAAGAUUAUUCUUGGUUCAGAAUGAUGACAAACAUUAACAAAGCUGAUGACAGACUUCUUGGCUACUACCUAUCCAAAAUUGGAGUACCUCCUGCAAACUUUACUUCGCGUUGGUUUCUUGGCCAUUCUUUCUGGAAACAGGAGAGUGCUCUUAAAGCUGUCACUAAUGUGUCUAACAUUGAAAAGUGUACAGUGCCUGUUUCAAGGAAAGGAUGCAGAAAAUUCCUUACAAAAGUGAAAGAUAUCACUUUUUGGCAUGAUAGAGUGCCUUUUGAUGAGUUUGUUCUUCAGCAUGAGAAAAUAAGAGCAGCUACACCCGAUAAUUUAUACUUUUAUGUUCCAAUUAACAAACCUGUUUUAUGUUUAGGUGAUUCAACAACCGAAGCAAGAUACUAUGAUUAA
This is a messenger RNA of Trichomonas vaginalis G3, 834 nucleotides long. RefSeq names its product beta1,3-galactosyltransferase family. The record is from RefSeq and is a predicted model, not a curated record. Gene Ontology annotation, cellular component: membrane. NCBI's taxonomy places the organism in Eukaryota, Parabasalia, Trichomonadida, Trichomonadidae. Bases 1 to 834 code for a protein of 277 amino acids. Gene Ontology annotation, molecular function: N-acetylgalactosaminide beta-1,3-galactosyltransferase activity. The transcript has a single exon.